Molecule: messenger RNA, 1668 nt
Organism: Acanthamoeba castellanii str. Neff
Lineage: Eukaryota; Discosea; Longamoebia; Acanthamoebidae
Product: Fbox domain containing protein
Exons: 6
Coding region: 1-1668 (555 amino acids)
Molecular function (GO): protein binding
Source: RefSeq, a predicted model, not a curated record
AUGCUCGCUGCUCUGGUUCCGUUCAUCCUACCACACAAGCACAGCGUGCACGACAACGACUCGCCGGUGCCGAAUCGAAAACGCUCAGCUCCGGUCGAGGCACAAGAUGACUUGGCGGGCGACUCCUCUUCAGAUGAGGAGGGCCACUACCUCUCUCCGAUGGAGGAGAGCGAGGAUGAAGCAGAGUCGCUGAGCAUGCACGACGUCUACCCAGACCACGAGGAGGAAGAGGAGUCCUCCUGCAUGAUGCUGGAGGACCUCCACAGUCACCCCCGCUUCAACCUGCUGACCGAGCUGCCCACCGAGAUCCUCUUCCAUGUCCUCCAGUACCUCAGCCCCCGACACCUCCUCUCCCUGCGCCUGGCCAACCGGUGGCUGCACCAAGUGUGUGGAGACGACCACCUGUGGCAUGGCUUCGUGAGGAGCCGCUGGCCGUCGCCGCGCCACUACGGGUCCACCCAGGGCAUGGCCGACGAGUCGUGGGCGCAGGCCUACGAGCGGAUGGAGUGGAACACCAACCGGCCGGUCGUGCUCAAGGGCUGGCUCUACGACUUCCCGUCGCUCUUCGCCGCGCCGCUCGAGCUGAGCCGCGACUCGAUCAGUGCCUACCGGCGCGAGCGCCACUACGCCACGGAGAUGGCCCAGCAGGAAGAGGAGGAGGUGCUGCAGGUCCAGUUCUUCCUCUCCCACUGCAGUGGACCCACCGAGCGACGCGAGAAGAAGGCCACCGUGUGGUACUCCAACGACAAGCUGGGUCGGGCGUGGAACAAGACCCUGGCCGACGUCAGCGGUGGCGUGCGGCCGCCGCUCAAGGCCCUCACGCACAGCACGGUGGUGAUCAGCAUCAACACGACGCUGGUGGGACUCGACAAGUGCACCGGCCAGGAGCUGUGGCGACACAAGCUCUUCUGCAACUACCUGGUGGCUGCCACGCAUGAGGAUCGCGACAUCGUCUACGCCGUGGGCUGCGAUGACAUGGUCUACGAGGGCCGCAUAGUCGUGCGCGAGCGGCCGCUCGUCGCACUCGACGCUCGCACCGGCCGCGAGUUGUGGCGCGCUGAUCUCCUCCCGCUCAGCAACGACAUGCGCUGCGAGCCCUCCAAGCCCAUCGUUCUCUCGCCCAAUUACCUGAUGACGUCGAUCGAGGACUUCCCUCCGUGCCCGUCGUCGUCGCUCAUCGUCAGCGCCAAGACCGGCGCCGUCAGCUUCGUCGUCAAGGGGGAGGUGACGGCGUGCGUGCAUGCCAAUGACAAGCUGGUGAUGAUCAAGGACGGUCGCGGCAGCUGCCACACGCUCGCCGGAGAGCAGGCCUGGGAGCUGUCCAAGACGUUCAGCGGCCGGGUGGGCGCCAAGGGGGGCAUAGUGCCUCUCCAGGACGGCUCCUUCGUCUUCUACCACUACUCCCAUGUCAUCGACGCGGUCGUGCAGGUGGUCCUCGUCAACGCCCAAGGGCAGGAGGAGUGGUGGCUGGAGUGCGGAGGUGCCACCAACGGCACGCGGAAGAUCUACCACAGCAUCAACGCCGAGGUCAGGGGCGAAGCGGGUAUCCUGCUUACGUGCGAAUCGUCCCAAGGCUGCUGGGUGCACCUGGUGUCGUGGGAGGGCAAGACAGUGUUCCGCUGGGAGAAGGAAGAGUCCUUGAACCCAAGCCACCACUGGGUGUUGUGA